This is a messenger RNA of Clarias gariepinus (North African catfish), 3270 nucleotides long. RefSeq names its product eukaryotic translation initiation factor 3, subunit C (gene eif3c). The record is from RefSeq and is a predicted model, not a curated record. Bases 148 to 2934 code for a protein of 928 amino acids. Gene Ontology annotation, molecular function: translation initiation factor binding; RNA binding; translation initiation factor activity. The transcript has 22 exons. Gene Ontology annotation, biological process: translational initiation. Lineage: Eukaryota; Metazoa; Chordata; Actinopteri; Siluriformes; Clariidae. Gene Ontology annotation, cellular component: eukaryotic translation initiation factor 3 complex.
CUCGCCGGAAAUAGCCAAAAAGGCUCACGAGCACGCCGUCAUUUGUGCUGACCAGUUUGCCAAUCUGGAUAUUAAAUUCAGUCAGACUAACCUCACAAAACAGGACUCGAACUGUUGUAUCAGAUAACAGCGUGAACAGCCUUUGCCAUGUCCCGUUUCUUCGCCACCGGAUCCGACAGCGAGUCGGAAGAGUCCUCAUCCUCGGACGAGCUCGCCCCUAAAGCGACCGGCACUACUUUCAACAAACAAGCCUUGUUGUUGAGCGAUGAUGAAGAAGACACCAAAAGAGUGGUUCGCAGCGCCAAGGAUAAAAGGUUUGAGGAGCUGACCAACUUUAUUACAACCAUCCGCAAUGCCAUGAAAAUUCGCGACAUAGCCAAAUGUCUGGAGGAGUUCGAGCAACUAUGCCGAGCGUUCUUCAAGAGCAAAGCAAUUGUGGAUAAAGAGGGAGUUCCCAAGUUUUACGUUCGCCUGCUGGCCGACUUGGAGGAUUACCUCAACCAACUAUGGGAGGACAAGGAGGGUAAAAAGAAGAUGAACAAAAACAAUGCUAAAGCUCUGAGCACGCUGCGGCAGAAGAUCCGCAAGUACAACCGUGACUUUGAGACGGAGAUCAACACCUACAAGGAGAACCCUGAACAGUCUGCUGAUGAGGAGGAGGAGAAGGAGGAAGCUGGAUCUGGCAUGUCAUCGGACAGUGAAGACGAAGGAGCAGGGAAAAGUGUCGCAAAGAGUUUUUUAAAGAAGAAGCCUGCAGCUGAGCCAGCUCCUGACGCCAGCAAGUUCCUCAAGGGGGCAGUUGCUGACGAUGAAUCGGAAAGCAGCGACGAGGAUGAUGCAGACUGGGGCAGUGACUCCAUGGAUGGCAGCAGUGUGAGUGACGACAACGAAGGCAACACUGCAUCCCUGGCCACGGCUUUCCUCAAAAAGGCGCAGGAUGGAGAUAAACUGUCGGGUGACCGCAAAAAGGACGACAGGAAGAAAAAGAUCAAAAAGAAGGAGCGUGCUGAUGAUGAAGGAGAGGAGGAGGGUGGAGAAGGUGAUGAAGGAGACUGGAAGCAGGUGAGGGGAGGAGUUCCUCUGGUCAAGGAGAAGCCCAAGAUGUUCGCCAAAGGCACAGAGAUUAAUGUCGCUGUGGUUGUGAAGAAACUCAACGAGAUCCUUCAGGCACGAGGAAAGAAGGGAACUGACAGAGCUGCUCAGAUUGAGCUCCUCCAUGCUCUUGCGGGCAUCGCUGAAGAGAACAACCUGGGUCAAGGCAUCAUGGUUAAAAUCAAGUUCAACAUCAUUGCCUCCCUAUACGACUACAACCCCAAUCUGGCUGCCUUCAUGAAGGCGGAAAUGUGGAAGAAGUGCCUGGACUGCAUUGACGAGCUGCUGGACAUCCUGUUUGGCAACAACAACAUUUUCAUUGGCGAAAACAUCGCUGAAGACAGUGAGAGCUUGGCUGUCUCUGACCAGCAGCCAUUCCGUGUUCGUGGUUGCAUCCUGACACUUGUGGAGAGAAUGGACGAGGAGUUCACAAAGAUUAUGCAGAACACAGACCCCCAUUCCCAGGAGUAUGUGGACAACCUGAAAGACGAGGGGCGAGUCUGCGCCAUCAUCGAUCGCUUGGUGCAGUACCUGGACACCAAAGGCACGACAGAGGAAGUGUGCCGUGUCUACUUGCGCCGCAUCAUGCACACCUACUAUAAGUUUGACUACAAGGCUCACCGUCGCAGCCUGGGCUUGCAGGGGGAGAGCAAAUCUGAACAGGACCAGGAAGAGAGCGAGGGAGAGGACAGUGCGGUCCUCAUGGACCGCUUGUGCAAGUUCAUCUACGCCAAGGACCGCACUGACCGAAUCCGCACCUGCGCCAUUCUGUGUCACAUCUACCACCAUGCUCUGCACAGCCGGUGGUACCAGGCUCGUGACCUCAUGCUUAUGAGUCACCUGCAGGAUAACAUUCAGCAUGCUGACCCUCCUGUACAGAUCCUCUACAAUAGGACCAUGGUGCAGCUGGGCAUCUGCGCCUUUCGCCAGGGCAUGAUCAAAGACGCUCACAAUGCUCUGCUAGACAUCCAGUCAAGCGGCAGAGCGAAGGAGCUCCUUGGUCAGGGUCUGCUCAUGAGAAACAUGCAGGAGAGAAACGCAGAGCAAGAGAAGAUCGAGAAGAGGCGACAGGUGCCAUUCCACAUGCACAUCAACUUGGAGCUGCUGGAGUGUGUGUAUUUGGUUUCAGCCAUGCUGCUAGAGAUCCCCUACAUGGCAGCGCACGAGUUUGAUGCCCGUCGCCGUAUGAUCAGCAAACAGUUCCACCACCAGCUGCGUGUGGGAGAGAGACAGCCCUUACUCGGACCCCCUGAGAGCAUGAGGGAGCACGUCGUGGCUGCAAGUAAAGCCAUGAAGAUGGGUGACUGGCGCACGUGCCACUCCUUUAUCAUUAAUGAGAAGAUGAACAGUAAAGUGUGGGACUUGUUCCCCGAGGCACAGCGUGUACGUGAAAUGCUCGUCAGGAAAAUUCAGGAGGAAUCGUUACGUACCUACUUGUUUACCUACAGCAGUGUGUAUGACUCCAUCAGCAUGGCAACCCUAUCCAAGAUGUUUGAGCUCGAGUUGCCAAUGGUCCACAGCAUCAUCAGCAAGAUGAUCAUCAAUGAAGAGCUUAUGGCAUCUCUCGACCAGCCAACUCAGACGGUGGUGAUGCACAGGACCGAGCCCACAUGCCUGCAGAACAUGGCACUGCAGCUGGCAGAGAAGCUGGGCGGCCUGGUAGAAAACAACGAACGCGUCUUUGAUCUUAAACAGGGGGUCUAUGGAGGCUACUUCAACAGGGAUCAAAAAGGUGGCUACCAGCAGAAGCAAGGCUACCAGAGAGAUCAGAAAGGUUCCUACCAGCAGAAACAAAACUACCAGAGAGGAUCCUACCGGAACCAGAACCAAGGCUCUUACUGAGUUCAUUUAAAGCAAAUCUCUCAUUCCAUUCUCACCUCUGUGCACUUCCGUCAUCUUCACUGCGCUAGUAUUUACAGCAGUAAUGUCAUCUUAUUUACAGCUUUUAUUCUUGCGCAGGUUUGCAGCUGGAUUAAACAUCAAUCCAGAUAUUUAAAGUUAUCCUCAAACAAGAUUUCCUUCACCUUAGUUGAUUUAAAUGCAUUAAGGGUGGAGCAGAUUUAAUAGUAAAAAAAAAAUAAGAUGGCACAGGGAAGCAUUUCAUUAGUGUUUUUUUCUUUCUUUUUUCUCUGUGAUGCCCAAUACAAAUGACAAAAUAAAUAUUGUUCAGUUGAAAAA